This is a messenger RNA of Callorhinchus milii (elephant shark), 1314 nucleotides long. RefSeq names its product zona pellucida-like domain-containing protein 1. Gene Ontology annotation, cellular component: cell surface. The coding region runs from base 1 to 1314 and encodes 437 amino acids. The transcript is spliced from 11 exons. The record is from RefSeq and is a predicted model, not a curated record. Lineage: Eukaryota; Metazoa; Chordata; Chondrichthyes; Chimaeriformes; Callorhinchidae.
AUGGGAGCAUUGCACUCCAUGUAUCAAGAGAAUAUGAGCUAUCACAGGGUGUGUGGCCUAGAAGUAGACAAAAUGUUUUCCCUCAUCUAUCCACUGAUUGCUCUAACAAUGCUCAAAGAAGUCACCAGUAUUGCAAUUCAUGAGCAAGAAUGUGACACAACCUAUCGACUUCCAGACAACAAAGACAUCACAGUAACCUGUGGAACUGAACAAGUACAUCUGUCGAUCUAUUUGUGCCCACUUUAUUUUGCUGGGUCUAAUGAGAGCUUUGUAGCUCUGAACAACCAGUUCUCUAACACAGACUGCAGGGGAUCAGUUGAUGCAACGGUUUCACCUCCUUUACUCAGAUUUUCAUUUUCCAUCAAUGACAACGAUGCUACUUCUUGUGGGAGCCAUCUGCAGAUCACCAGUGCCCAAGGAACAGGUAUCUUUAAAGAUUUCUCCAACAUCGAGUCUGUCAAUAUCAGUGGUAUUAUCAAUUCAUACGACCCAACAGCCAGCACCAUAACAUACAACCAGGAGCUUGUUUAUCAGUAUUCCUGCAACUACCCGCUGGAGUACUUUGUCAACAACACCAGGCUGGAAGUGGCAGGAGUAAGCAUAGCAAUCAAGGACAAUAAUGGCACCUUCAGAAGCACACUCAAUCUUCGUCUUUACAGUGACACGAACUACACCAAUGCUCUGAUCAUUCCAGAUAAUGGACUUGCCUUGAAAACCAAGAUUUAUGUAGAAGUUAAAGCUACCAACUUAACUGAUAGGUUCAAUGUUCUUCUUGACCACUGUUUUGCUUCAACCUCGUACUUUCCUCUGAAUUCUUCCAGCAGUUAUGAUCUCUUCAUUGGGUGUACUAAAGACCAGCAAACCAACAUCAUCUCCAACGGGGAGAAUCAGUUUGCAAGGUUUUAUUUUGAAGCAUUCCGCUUCACUGAGCACAGAAACCUGCCCACUUCCACUUACUAUCUGCACUGCAUCACACGUCUCUGUGAAAAGUCGGCUUGUAGUACCUUCAGUAAAUGCAAAAGGCGAAAAAGGCAGGCAAGAGACCUUUAUACAACUCCGGGACCCAGUGAAGCAUCUGACCCUGUCACUAUCACCUCACCUCUCAUCAGUACCAUGACUGAUAAUGUUGUGAAAGAAAAUUAUGAAUCAGGACCGUCAGCCUUAACCUCUCAAUACUUAUUGGAUGGAUACACUGGUCUGGGCAUCGGAAUUGUAAUCCUUGCUUUGAUAUGUAUUGCUAUGAUUGUUGCCAUUGCGCUCCUGUUUAAAAGAUUUCAGAAUAAGUCCAAUUCAAGUAAAUUGGAAAAACAAUAA